Molecule: messenger RNA, 993 nt
Organism: Quercus robur (English oak)
Lineage: Eukaryota; Viridiplantae; Streptophyta; Magnoliopsida; Fagales; Fagaceae
Exons: 2
Coding region: 1-993 (330 amino acids)
Source: RefSeq, a predicted model, not a curated record
AUGGGGCUCCCCGAAGACUCUAAAUUACGGGAGUCAUUGACGAAAAGACCUCCCGAGGAUAUGAGGCAACUUAUGAGACGCAUUGAGGAGUGCAAACGCCUGGAAGAUGAUCGACUGCAGAAUAAGGGGAAAACACCGUUACUCGGGAAAUCUCGGCAGGGCAUUAUGCCGGCAAGACCAAAAAAAGAUUUCAGGAUGCAGGAACCAAAGGUGCAGAUUGAAGGAGUUAAUGUGGCGUUCAAAGAGCCUGUGCACAAAAUCCUAGAUCGGAUUAAGAACGAAUCGUUCUUCAAGUGGCCAAACAAAAUGGGGGGCCAGGGUGUUCAACAGAAAAGGAAUCCCCUCCUGCCACCGCUGGGAGUGAUCGAAGUCAUCCAUGCUGCCCCGAGAGGUAGGGCAGCAACUAAAAGGGUAUUGACGGUGGCUUUCACGGAAAGAGAUUCACCCGAGAAGAGGAUGAAAGUUGAUUGGCUAACCAUCUCGUUUGGUGAAGAAGAUUUGGAAGGGACGAUCCAACCUCAUGAUGAUGCGUUGGUGGUAACAGCUCGGAUAAGCGAGUUCCUGGUGAAAAGAGUGAUGAUAGACCAAGGAAGCGGGGCCGACGUUAUGUACCCGGACCUGUUCGAAGGGCUCGGAUUGAAGAGUCAGGAUUUGGCGAAGUAUGACACGCCGCUGGUCUCAUUUGACGGGAGAGUCGUGAUUCCCAAAGGUCAGAUUUCUCUCUUGGUGGACAUGGAAGGCAAGGAAGUAAUAGUGACCUUCAUAGUAGUCCGAUCAUUCUCACCGUACAGUGUAAUCCUGGGAAGGCCGUGGAUUCACGCAAUGAAGGCCGUUCCGUCCACCCUGCACGUGAAAGUAAAAUUUCCCACCGAAUAUGGAGUCGCCGUGGUGAGAGGGAACCAACGAGUGGCUAGGCAGUGUCUUGUCGCCGCGGUCAGGUGGAAAAGUGAACAGCUCGGACAAGCGGAAGAGACCGAAAGAGAAACUUUAUAG